Messenger RNA from Candidula unifasciata, 2124 nucleotides. The record is from the annotation of a GenBank genome assembly. Lineage: Eukaryota; Metazoa; Mollusca; Gastropoda; Stylommatophora; Geomitridae.
AUGUCUUUAAUGAUAAGACCCAACUUUCCAUGUCUUUUGGGAGAUCUUAGUAGAAGGCUUUGUCUAUUAAAACUGUCAAGGACAUCCCAUGCAGCUGCCUUGAAACGUAUUGAUAAAGUGCUGAUUGCCAACAGAGGAGAGAUUGCUUGUCGUGUGAUUCGCACAGCCAAGAAAAUGGGCAUACAGAGUGUAGCCGUGUUUAGUGAAGCAGAUAGGCAUUCAAUGCACGUAGCAAUGGCUGACGAAGCUUACCACAUAGGACCACCCGCAGCCUCUGAGAGCUACCUGAAACAAGACAAGAUUAUGGAUGUUGCCAGGUUGUCUGGAGCUCAAGCUAUACAUCCUGGAUACGGAUUCCUUUCUGAGAAUGUAGAGUUUGCUGAGAUGUGUGAGAAAGAAAACAUCAUCUUUGUAGGUCCUCCUGCUUCAGCAAUUAGAGAUAUGGGCAUUAAAAGCACGUCAAAGCACAUCAUGGCAGCUGCGGGGGUGCCUGUCAUUGAAGGUUACCAUGGAGCAGACCAGUCUGUGGAGCGGCUGAGACAAGAGGCUUCUAAGAUUGGGUAUCCUGUUAUGAUCAAGGCUGUCAGAGGAGGAGGCGGAAAGGGUAUGCGAAUAGCAAUGUCAGAGUCAGAAUUCGACACUCAGUUGCAGUCAGCCAAAACUGAGGCACUGAAAUCAUUUGGGGAUCAGGUGAUGUUGCUGGAAAAGUUUGUGGAGAAUCCAAGGCAUGUUGAGGUGCAGGUUUUUGGGGACCAACAUGGAAACUAUGUCUAUCUGUUUGAGAGAGACUGCAGUGUCCAGAGGAGGCAUCAGAAAAUUAUAGAAGAGGCACCUGCUCCUGGACUUACUGAGGUUGUACGGAAGCAGAUUGGUGAGGCAGCAGUGAGAGCAGCUAAAGCAGUGGAUUAUGUUGGAGCAGGCACAGUGGAAUUUAUCAUGGACAGCAAUCUGAAAUUUUUUUUCAUGGAGAUGAAUACAAGGCUGCAGGUAGAACACCCAGUCACUGAAAUGAUCACUGGAACAGAUCUGGUGGAGUGGCAGCUAAGGGUGGCUGCAGGAGAACAGAUCCCAGUAAAACAAGAGGAGCUGAAGGUUCGAGGCCAUGCAUUUGAAGCUCGAAUCUAUGCAGAGGAUCCUGAUAAUGGAUUUAUGCCUGGUGCUGGUCCACUGCUGCAUCUGAGCACACCAGAGCCAGGUGAUGACUUGAGGAUAGAGACAGGUGUUAGAGAAGGCGAUGAGGUGUCAGUUCACUAUGAUCCUAUGAUCGCCAAGUUGGUUGUGUGGGCUGAAGAUCGACAUACUGCUCUCAGGCGAACAAUAGCAGCACUACAAGACUAUCACGUUGUGGGACUGAGCACAAACAUCCGCUUUCUGAUGGCCCUAGCCUCACACCCAUCAUUCCAAGCGGGCGAUGUCAGCACAGAAUUCAUCCCCCAGCAUCAGGCAUCCUUGUUUCUGCCCAGCAGCCUGUCACCAGCUGUCCUCUGCCACGCUGUCCUGGCACUAGCGGCUAGACACAGGACCCAGGUGUACCAAGAUGCUCUAGCUACCAAAGAUUGUUAUUCACCUUUUGCCUUGAACUUUGGACUGCGGAUCAACUCUACACCCUCCUACAAACUGAGGCUUGUUGAUGGCGGCACAGAACACAGAAUCAUAGUGACAGAGUCCUCCAAAGGCAACUGGCAGGUCAGGGUUGACGAAGGGGAUACUUUAGCAGUCAGUGAUGUCAGCUUGUCAGAGGAGAGUGACAAUAAGUUCACAGUGAAGUGCAGCGUUGACGGUGUUGUAUCCUCCACUUCUGUCCUUCUGGUUGGCAACUCUGUACAUUUGUUUACAUUGAAUGGCAAGCGAAGUCUUGAUAUUCCUACCCCAGACUACCUCAAAUCUGCUCUGAGUGUUGGCAGCAUUGAUGACCCGAUAGCACCGAUGCCAGGUGUGAUUGAGAAAGUUGCAGUAGAGCCAGGAGCAACCGUACAAAAAGGAGAGCCUCUAGUGAUCAUGAUUGCAAUGAAAAUGGAGUAUGUGAUUAGAGCUGCCAGAACUGGGGUAGUUGAGAAGGUUUUUCACAAGCCAGGGGAUACUGUGGCUAAAGGCACUGUGCUGGUUCAUCUCAAGGAGGAGUAA